Neopelma chrysocephalum (saffron-crested tyrant-manakin) is the source of this 1332-nucleotide messenger RNA. Its product is annotated as zinc finger protein 239-like. The record is from RefSeq and is a predicted model, not a curated record. Bases 1 to 1119 code for a protein of 372 amino acids. The transcript is spliced from 3 exons. Lineage: Eukaryota; Metazoa; Chordata; Aves; Passeriformes; Pipridae. Gene Ontology annotation, cellular component: nucleus.
AUGGAGAGGGGGGACCCCUGGGACCCUGAAACAGGGGCCCUGGAGAGGGGACCCUCAGGACCCCCAGCAGUCUGGAGAGGGGAGACCGCAGAAAGGAGAGACUCCUGGGACACCAAAGAUUUCUCCUUCCCAAAGCUUGGCCAGAUAGAGGAGGAGGCUGCGAGGAAGAGGAAGAUGCCGCAGGACCCCCAGGCAGACAACAACCUGAGGACAGAGACCAUGGACGACAAAUCCCCCUGGCAGAACCUCAUGGAAGAGGCUGUUUUGAACAGCUCCACUGUGCAGGAAGGCAACGGGGAGGAAAAGCCACAAACAUUCCCCAUGGGAAAGGGCUCCAAACCCACUCCAUGGUGCUCCGAGGAGGAAAGACCCCCCGUGUGCUGGGAAGGUGGCUGGAGCUUCAGCCAGAGCUCUGAUCUGGUGGUCCAUGAGCAGCUUCACAGCAGAGAGAAGCCCUUCACGUGCUUGGAAUGUGGGAAGAGCUUCAGCUGGAGGUCCCACCUGAUCCGCCACCAGAAGAUCCACACUGGGGAGCGGCCCUACACAUGUGGGGAAUGUGGGAAGAGCUUCCGCCAGAGCUCUGACCUGGUGGUCCACCAGCGUCUUCACACCGGGGAACGGCCCUACAAGUGCUUGGAAUGUGGAAAGAGCUUCAGCAAGAGCUCCAGCCUCACAUACCACCAGCGCUUCCACAGUGGGGAACGGCCCUACAAGUGCUUGGAAUGUGGGAAGAGCUUCAGCCAGAGCUCCCACCUCCUCACCCACCGCCGGCUGCACACAGGGGAACGACCCUACAAGUGCCUGGAAUGUGGGAAGACCUUCAACCGCAGCUUCAGCCUUGUCAUCCACCGGCGUGUCCACACCGGGGAACGGCCCUACAAAUGUCCUGGGUGUGAGAAGAGGUUCCGGACCAGCUCCGAUCUCCUUCUACAUCAACGGAUGCACACAGAAGAGAGGCCCUUCCGCUGCACCGACUGUGGGAAGGGCUUUGUCCGCAGCUCUGACCUCAUUAAGCACUGGCACAUCCACACCGGGGAGAGGCCCUACAGGUGCUUGAAGUGUGGGAAGAGCUUCAACCAGAGCUCUGCCUUGACCUCGCACCAAAGGACCCACCGGUAAGGCAAGUCCAACGAGUGCCCCAACUGCGGGAAAAGUUUGGUCCACUGCUCCAACUCCAUCACCCAUCGGAGGACCCAUCUUGGAUGAUCCACAGUGACUCACAUUGGGCAGAGACCUGGUGGGUAAAGGCCUGUUGACUAACAUUUCUGGUGACCCAUGUUCCUUGUAACCCACUGUGGUAGUGCUUUCCCCCCCCAGGCCUCGCUAUGAUCU